AUGACGGAGAAUAAAAUGUCUAUUCGGUCUCCCGAAGACACGGCAAAACAGUAUCAAGCUUAUCUAAGAAAGUAUGAAAACGAUGACAAGUUGGUGAUUCUGCAGGCCGUGGACAGGCCAGGGUCAAAACCCGGAGACAAUUAUACGUCAAUGUUGAUCAGAACGAAACUCGUUGGUACUCGUGGAGACGGAAGUCCAUAUGCCAAGACUUUUAUGACAAAGUUGAUCAUUGAGGAUAAGAAAAUCUCCACAUUACUGAACCUUUCCGAUUUAUUUAAUAUUGAGGCAGAUGCGUAUACAAAAAUAUUGCCCAAUCUUGGACCUUUUGGCCCUCCAUGUAUAUAUGCUGAUAAAGAUAUUAUAAUAAUGGAAGAUUUGGCAGAAAAAGGAUACGCCAUUUGCGAAAGGCGUAACUUUCUGGACUUAGAUCAUUCUGUCUUCGCCUUAAAGAGACUUGCCAAGUUACACGCUUCGGGUCUAUCUUUAAAGUUGAACAAUCCGUGGCAGUUUGACAAGUUUGGGCAUCUAGAAGAAUUAAUAUAUAAAGACAAUUCCGAUACAUCAGUAAUGAGAUUGUGUACCGAAAUGUGUGUGAGAACGAUAGUACAAUAUUUAAAUACGAUAGAGCCACGAACCCAGGAAUUGCAGAUUGUUAGAGAUUACUUUGAUAGCCUCCAAAAAACUUACGACGUGAUGCGUCAACUGUUUAUGUCGCCGAAGAAAAAAUACGACACGAUCUGCCACGGUGACCCAUGGAUUAAUAAUUUGCUCUUCCUGCACGACAACGACGGCAAUAUAAUUGAUGUAAAAAUGGUAGAUUAUCAGAUAAUUAGAUAUACCUCGUUGUCCACGGACAUUCUUUACUUUAUAUACGGCAGCGUGCAAUCAUCGCUAAUCGAGAAGAGCUUCGACAGCCUCAUCAAGAUCUAUCAUAAUGAGUUCAUCAAUGAACUCCGUCGAUUACAAGUAGAUGAGAAGAUUGUAGCGGAGCUCGGAAUCGAGUGGCUGCAGACGGAGUUGCGAAUUUACGCGCUUUACGGAUUGCUCGUUGGAUGCUUUUUGGUAAAUCCGAUUUUGGCGGAGGAAAAAGACAUUGAGCAAUUUGAAACGAUCGAAUUCGGCCCGAUGAAUCCUACGUAUCAUGGAGAUAUCGAUUCAGAAAUGAAGCACAAGAAGAUCGAUCGCGUCAAACGUAUCGCGGUUCAUUAUUACAAUAGAUUUAAAUUAGGCAUUAUUAAUGAUGAUACUAAAUCAAUUUCUAUUACGGGAUAA
Cyphomyrmex costatus is the source of this 1272-nucleotide messenger RNA. RefSeq lists its product as uncharacterized. NCBI's taxonomy places the organism in Eukaryota, Metazoa, Arthropoda, Insecta, Hymenoptera, Formicidae. Bases 1 to 1272 code for a protein of 423 amino acids. The transcript has 4 exons. The record is from RefSeq and is a predicted model, not a curated record.